This is a messenger RNA of Paramormyrops kingsleyae, 11110 nucleotides long. RefSeq names its product cadherin EGF LAG seven-pass G-type receptor 1a (gene celsr1a). The record is from RefSeq and is a predicted model, not a curated record. Gene Ontology annotation, molecular function: calcium ion binding; G protein-coupled receptor activity. Gene Ontology annotation, biological process: G protein-coupled receptor signaling pathway; homophilic cell-cell adhesion; cell surface receptor signaling pathway. Gene Ontology annotation, cellular component: plasma membrane. NCBI's taxonomy places the organism in Eukaryota, Metazoa, Chordata, Actinopteri, Osteoglossiformes, Mormyridae.
GCAUUUAAAAUACAAUGCAUGUUAACAAACCAUCACAAAGAUGAGUGAGACAAUGGUGGCAGAUACCAGCCGAUAUCCAUACGAAAGCCCCGGAGAGGAGUCCCCAGUGGGACACGCACAGCAGGUUUAUGCUAAUCACUUUCGGAGGAGGGGAACUGCGGAGCCAUUUUGGAGUCACUUUAAAGUUAACGUGGAGAUGAUGGGACGCGGCGUGAAGGUGCCUGUUUAACGAGGCUCACGGACGGGGAGAGCAGCACGAUGCGCCGGCACAGGUGGAGUUAAGGCACCUUCUCGGUGUUUUCCUGCACUUGCGUGGAUUUGUGGACUUUUUAAGCCAUGGAGCUGCCGGUGACCUGGGUCUGGGUCUGGACUGCGCUUCUGCUCCACGUCCCCAUGCUGGCAUGUUUCGAUCUACACGUUUCGCACUCUCUGCGCCCGGGCGCCGUUUUGGCAAACUUGUCCGUCGGUCAUGGCUGGAUUUAUAAAAUCGACAGGACUUUAACCCCCAAAUAUCUCCGGAGCGUGUUGGAGAUUGAGAAGCAAGGAGGAGCUCUGAGCCUGUCCCGCAGAGUUGACUGUGCGCUCCUGGAGAGGAACCCGGCGCCGCUCCAUGUCAGGAUCUCCUCCCUGACAUCUCAGGCUCUCCUCCGGGCGCGCUUCAGUGUCUUUGCACAUGGCCAGGGCUGCUUCAUCACAUACAGGCGAAAGAGUCCCCUAGGUAAGCCUGAUAUCUACAUUAAUCACCUUUCAAGACUGAACGCAACAUCCUGCUUCUCCGCAGGUAAAUUGCCGUUGAAUGUAAAGAAAUAUGUACCCGCAUUUGCUCGCGAUUUCCAGUUUUCUGAUCUGACGUGCACAGACACUAAUCCUCAGCUGCAUUUAAAUUUGCCAUCAUUGAAUACUAAGGAAAGUUUACCACAGUUAAAUGGGAAGAUCUGUGUGCGGUCCGGGGACAAAAGCGAGGUGAAUUUACACUGCUGGAUGCACACCGCGAAGAACAAGCGGCUCUCCAUGCGGGUGAGGCUGCGCUUCGUUGUCACUAAUGGUUCAUGGUCAGGACGGCUUACGGACCGCGAUCCAAACCUGUGGAUCAGACGGAACAAGAGAAACGUGAACUUCGCUCCUCAGUUUCAGCUGCCCAACUAUCAGGUGUCAGUCCCGGAGAAUGAGCCGGCCGGUACCCGUGUUAUUACACUCAAGGCGCAUGACCCGGACGACGGAGAGGCCGGCAGAGUAGAGUACGGGAUGGAGGCGCUUUUUGACAGAAGAUCCAGCGACUUCUUUCAAAUCAAUCCGCAGACCGGCAGUAUAACCACCGUGCAGCGCUUAGAUCGCGAGGUCAAAGACACGCACGUAUUUAAAGUUACUGCGACUGACAAUGGCACUCCACAGCGAUCAGCUAUCGCCUACCUUACUGUCACUGUAAGUGACACCAAUGACCAUGGGCCUGUUUUUGAGCAGACAGAAUACAGGGUCCGGAUCCGGGAAAAUGUUGAGGUGGGUUUUGAGGUGCUCACCAUCAGGGCUACUGAUGGAGAUGCACCAUCCAACGCUAAUAUGAUCUAUAAGAUAGUGAAUGGAGACGGUGUAAACUCAGCUUUUGAAAUUGAUCCCAAACAUGGAUUAGUUAAGAUCAGGGAUCGUCCGGAUCGAGAAAUUAUGUCCCGGUACCAACUGAUAGUGGAAGCCAAUGACCAGGGCAAAGACCCCGGACCUCGCAGUGCGACAGCUACUGUGCACAUCACAGUGGAGGACGAGAAUGACAACUACCCACAGUUCAGUAAGAAAAGGUAUGUGGUUCAGGUGCCGGAGAACGUGGUCGUCAACACUAAAGUCGCACAGGUAGAAGCUACUGACCAAGAUGAGGGCAACAACGCCAAGGUGACCUACAGCAUCAUCAGCGGCAACGUGAAGGGCCAGUUUUACAUCCACUCCCCCACGGGCGUCAUCGAUGUCAUCAACCCGCUGGAUUAUGAGAUGAUCAGGGAGUACAACUUGAGGAUAAAGGCGCAGGAUGGAGGUCGCCCGCCUCUGAUUAACAGCACGGGGCUGGUGGUGAUCCAGGUGGUGGAUAUUAAUGAUAAUGCCCCCAUGUUUGUGAGCACGCCUUUCCAAGCCACCGUGCUGGAAAAUGUGGCCGUCGGACACUCGGUGAUUCACAUCCAGGCCAUCGAUGCAGAUUCUGGAGACAACGCCCGCUUGGAGUACCGGCUGCUGGACACCACCCCGGGCUUUCCCUUCACCAUCAACAACAGCACCGGCUGGAUUACAGUCAGUGAGGAGCUCGACAGGGAAACCACAGAGUUUUACACCUUCGGUGUGGAGGCCCGUGAUCUGGGGUUUCCCACAAUGUCAUCAUCUGCCAGUGUCAGCAUCACCGUGCUGGACGUCAACGACAACAUUCCCACCUUCAGCCAGAAGCUGUACUCACUGAAGAUUAACGAGGACGCCCUGGUGGGCACCAGCGUCCUGACGGUCACUGCUGUUGACCGGGAUGUCAACAGCGUGGUGACCUAUCAGAUCUCCAGUGGGAAUACUCGCAACCGGUUCGCCAUCACCAGCCAGAGUGGCGGCGGCCUCAUCACACUGGCACUGCCGCUGGACUACAAGCAGGAGCGGCAGUACAUCCUGACGGUCACCGCUUCAGACGGCAUGCGCCAUGACACGGCCCAGGUGUUCAUCAACGUCACUGAUGCCAACACCCACCGGCCCGUGUUCCAGAACACCAACUACCAGGUCACGUUGAGUGAGGACAAGCCCAUUGGGUCCACGGUGGUGGUGAUCAGUGCCACCGACGAGGACACGGGCGAGAACGCUCGCAUCACCUACAUCAUGGAGGACAAUGUUCCCCAGUUUAAAAUUGACCCUGAUUCGGGUGCCAUCACUACCCAGAUGGAGAUUGACUAUGAGGACCAAGCCUCCUACACACUGGCCAUCAUCGCCCGUGAUAACGGCAUCCCUCAGAAAUCAGACACGACGUACGUGGAGAUCAUUGUCCUGGAUGCUAAUGACAAUGCACCGCGCUUUCUUCGUGACAUGUACCAGGGCUCUGUGUUUGAGGAUGCACCAACCUACACCAGCGUCCUGCAGAUCUCCGCUUCUGACCGGGAUUCCGCGUCCAAUGGGAGACUGAGCUACACAUUCCAGGGUGGUGAUGACGGCGAUGGUGACUUCUUUAUUGAGGCCUACUCUGGGAUUAUUAGGACGGCCAGGAAGCUGGACAGAGAGAAUGUGCCCUUGUACAACCUGAAGGCCUAUGCUGUGGAUUGGGGCAUCCCUCCUUUGAAGGCCGCUGUUAAUAUUCAGAUUUCGGUUCUGGACAUUAACGACAAUGCGCCAGUGUUUGCUGAAGAUGUGUUGAACGUCUGGGUGAAGGAGAACAGUGCAGUGGGUUCUAUUGUGGCCCGGAUCACCGCCACGGAUCCGGACGAGGGCUCCAACGCGCAGAUCAUGUACCAGAUCGUAGAGGGAAAUUUCCCAGAAGUCUUUCAGUUGGAUAUUUUCACCGGUGACUUGAUCGCGCUGGCAGAUUUAGAUUACGAGACCACCACGGAGUAUGUGAUUGUGGUUCAGGCAACAUCAGCGCCGCUGGUCAGCCGGGCUACCGUGCACAUCCAGCUUGUGGAUGUCAACGACAAUUACCCCAUCCUGCAAGACUUCGAAAUCAUUUUCAACAACUACGUCACUAACAAGUCAAGCAGCUUCCCAUCAGGGGUGAUUGGGAAGGUGCCGGCCCAUGACCCAGAUGUAUCGGACAAACUCCAUUACAGUUUCCUGGAGGGGAAUGAGCUGGGUCUUCUGGUUCUGAACCAGGACAAUGGCGACCUGAAGCUCAGCCGGGACCUGGACAAUAACCGGCCUCUGGAAGCGACCAUGAAGGUGUCCGUUACAGACGGGCUGCACCGCGUGACGGCACUGUGCUCACUGCGCGUCACCAUCAUCACGGACGACAUGCUGACCAGCAGCAUCACGGUGCGGCUGGAGAACAUGUCGCAGGAGCGCUUCCUCUCGCCGCUGCUGGCGCUCUUCACGGAGGGCGUGGCCGCCGUCUUGUCCGCCCGCCGCCACCACGUCUUCGUCUUCAACAUCCAGAACGACACGGACGUGCGCGGCAGCGUGCUCAACGUCACCUUCUCGGCGCUGCGGCCCGGCUCCGGCCCGGCCCGCUACAUCCCGUCGGAGGAGCUGCAGGAGCAGGUGUACCUGAACCGUACGCUGCUGCGUCUGGUGUCCGGCCAGCACGUGCUGCCCUUCGACGACAACAUCUGCCUGCGCGAGCCCUGCGAGAACUACAUGAAGUGCGUGUCGGUGCUGCGCUUCGACAGCUCGGCGCCCUUCAUCGCCUCCAACACCGUGCUCUUCCGGCCCAUCCACCCCGUCACUGGGCUCCGCUGCCGCUGCCCGGCCGGCUUCACCGGCACCUACUGCGAGACCGAGAUCGACCUGUGCUACUCCGGGCCCUGCCGCAACAACGGGCGCUGCCGCAGCCGUGAAAGCGGCUACACCUGCGAGUGCCUCGAGGACUUCACAGGUGAGCACUGCGAAGUGGACACCCGCUCUGGGCGCUGUGUGCCGGGCGUCUGUAAGAAUGGGGGUAGGUGCGUGGACCUCCUGGUGGGGGGGUUCAUGUGCCAGUGCCCCCCGGGGGAGUACGAGAAGCCGUACUGUGAGAUGACCACCCGCAGCUUCCCAGGGCAGUCUUUUGUCACCUUCAGGGGCCUGAGGCAGAGGUUCCAUUUCACGCUCUCCUUCAUGUUUGCCACACAGGAGAGGAACGCCCUCCUGCUCUACAAUGGCAGGUUUAACGAGAAACACGACUUCAUUGCCCUGGAGAUCGUGGAGGAGCAGGUGCAGCUCACCUUCUCCGCAGGCGAGACCAAAACCACAGUGUCCCCACAUGUCCCCGGGGGGGUCAGCGAUGGCCAGUGGCAUUCGGUCCAGCUGCAUUACUACAACAAGCCCAACAUCGGAAGGCUGGGAAUUCCUCAUGGACCCUCCGGGGAGAAGGUGGCUGUGGUCGCCAUCGACGACUGCGACAUCGCCAUGGCGAUACGCUUCGGCGGUCAGAUCAGCAACUACUCGUGUGCGGCCCAGGGAACUCAGACUGGCCUCAAGAAGUCCCUGGAUCUGACGGGGCCGCUUCUCCUGGGCGGGGUACCCAACCUCCCUGAGGACUUCCCGGUGCGGAACCGGGACUUUGUGGGCUGCAUGAGGAACCUGACGGUGGACAGCCAACCCAUGGACAUGGCGAGCUUCAUCGCCAACAACGGCACCAUCGCAGGCUGUGCAGCGAAGCGUAACUUCUGCUCCACCAGCGUGUGCCAGAACGGCGGCACUUGCGCGAACGAGUGGAACACAUACUCCUGCGACUGUCCUCUACACUAUGGGGGCAAGAACUGCGAGCAAGCCAUGCUGUCCCCUCAGUUCUUCGACGGCAACGCGCUGGUGUCCUGGACCGAGCCUGACAUCACCAUCGCCAUCCCCUGGUACUUGGGCCUCAUGUUCCGCACGCGGCAGAGCGACGGGAUGCUGAUGCAGGCCGGUGCUGGCGAUACCUCCACCAUCAACCUGCUGAUCAGAAAUAAGCACCUGCAUUUCGAGGUCUUCCUCAGGGAUGGCCAGAUUGCCUCGCUGGAGUUCCCCCAGGUCCGCGUGAACGACGGCGAGUGGCACCAUGUCCUGGUGGAGCUCAAGAGCAUCAAGGAUGGAAAAGACAUCAAGUACAUGGCCAAGGUGUCUCUGGACUACAGCAUGUUCCAGCGCACAGUGGAGAUCGGCAAUGAACUUCCGGGUCAGAGGUUAAAGAGGCUGUUUGUGGGAGGCCUUCAGGGCCAGGGUGACUCGGUCCAGCAUGGCUUUCAGGGCUGCAUGCAGGGCGUGCGCAUGGGCGAGACGGCCACCAACACGGGCAACGUCAACAUGCUGCAGGGGCUGAAGGUGCGGGUGCAGGAGGGCUGCAGCAUGUCUGACCCAUGCGACGCCACUGUCUGCCCAGAGCACAGCCACUGCAGCGACGACUGGAAUACCCACACAUGCGUCUGCGACCCAGGCUAUUUUGGGAAGGAGUGCUUAGACGCUUGCUACCUCAACCCUUGUGAACAUGUGUCCAGCUGCGUGCACAAGCCAAGCUCCUCUCAUGGCUACACCUGUGAGUGUGGCCAGAACUACUACGGACAGUACUGCGAGAACAAAAUGAAUCAGCCAUGCCCCCACGGUUGGUGGGGGAGCACUGUUUGCGGGCCAUGUGACUGUGAUGUCACCAUGGGCUUCAAAUCGGACUGCAACAAGACAACGGGCGAGUGCUCCUGCAAGGACAACUACUACAGACCCAAGGAUGACGACACCUGUUACCCAUGUGACUGCUUCCCCUUGGGGGCCCACUCUCGCACCUGCGACCCCGUCACCGGCCAGUGCUCCUGCAAGGCAGGGGUCAUCGGCAGGCAGUGCAACCGCUGCGACAGCCCUUUCGCCGAGGUGACCGGCAACGGCUGUGAGGUUGUUUACGAGGGCUGCCCUAAGGCCUUUAAUGCAGGAAUAUGGUGGCCCAGGACCAAGUUUGGGCGUCCCGCAGCUGUGAAUUGCCCCAAGGGAUCCAUUGGGACAGCCAUUCGGCACUGUGGUGACGAGACGGGCUGGCUUCCCCCAGAACUGUUCAACUGCACCACCAUCACCUUCAGCCAGCUCAAAAAACUGAACGAAGAUCUGCAUCGUAAUGAGUCUCUGAUGGAUGGCAAGUGGUCCAAGAGCAUUGCCCACAUGCUGCAGAACGCCACCCUACACACGCGCAGCUUCCAUGGCAAUGACGUGAGGACGGCGUACCAGUUGAUCCUGCGUGUGCUGCAGUAUGAGAGUCAGCAGGAGGGCUUUGAUUUGGCUGCCACCCACGACGUGGAAUUCAACCAGAACAUCAUCAGCGCAGGCAGUGCCAUCCUAAACUCCAAAAACAAGGAGCACUGGGAUCAGAUUCAGCGCUCUGAGGGUGGUACUGCUCACCUGCUCCGGUACUUCGAGGAAUACACAAACACCGUGGCUCAGAACAUGAGGAGGACCUACCUGAAGCCCUUCACCAUCAUCACAGAGAACAUGAUUGUUGCCGUCGAGUACCUGGACACUUCCAAUCCAGACCAUUCCAAGAUCCCCCGCUUCCAUGAAAUCCAGGACACUUACCCCAAAGACCUGGAAUCUUCCGUCCUAUUCCCUGAGAUUAACUUUAAGGCAACAGAGAGCAAUGCGGAGUCCACAGAGACUCCUCCAUCUCAAACGGACGCCAUGGACCAGGAUGGGCCGGCAAAUACCAGGAGGAGGCGCCAUGCGGAGAGCGGCAGACUGCCUCCUGUCGGCAUGGUGAUCGUGUACCGCUCCCUGGGUCAGCUCCUCCCCGAGCAGUACGACCCGGACAGACGGAGCCUCAGGUUGCCAAACCGGCCUGUCAUCAACACCCCCAUCGUGAGCACCACGCUGUACAGUGAGGGGGGGGGGCUAUCCAGCCCCCUAGAGCAGCCCAUCACCCUGGACUACACCCUGCUGGAGACCGAGGAGCGCACCAAGCCACUCUGCGUCUUCUGGAACCACUCCAUCUCGGUUGGAGGGACAGGUGGCUGGUCCUCAAGGGGGUGUGAGCUGGUCUACAGGAACUCCAGCCACAUCCGCUGCCAGUGUAAUCACAUGACCAGCUUCGCCGUGCUCAUGGACAUCUCCAAGCGAGAGCAUGGGGACGUCCUUCCCCUCAAGAUCGUCACCUACACCACGGUGUCUGCCUCGCUAGUAGCCCUUCUCCUCACCUUCAUCCUGCUCGCCGCCGUCCGCAAGCUACGCUCAAACCUGCACAGUAUCCACAAGAACCUGGUGGUCGCCCUCUUCUUCUCUGAGCUUGUCUUCCUCAUCGGCAUCAACCAGACUGAAAACCCGUUCGUGUGCACUGUCAUCGCCAUCCUUCUGCACUACUUCUACAUGUGCACCUUCGCUUGGAUGUUUGUCGAGGGCCUGCACAUCUAUCGUGUGCUAACCGAAGUGCGCAACAUCGACCACGGUCAUAUGCGCUUCUACUACGCCAUUGGCUGGGGUAUCCCCGCCAUCAUCACUGGUUUGGCGGUGGGCCUUGACCCACAAGGCUACGGGAAUCCUGACUUCUGUUGGCUGUCUGUCCAUGAUACCCUCAUCUGGAGCUUUGCCGGACCCAUCUCCAUCGUGGUUCUGGUCAACAUUGUGGUGUUUGUGUUGGCUGCGAAGGCCUCUUGCGGACGGAGACAGAGGAUGUUUGAGAAAACGGGCAUCAUAUCUGCACUCCGCAGUGCCUUCCUGCUUCUGCUGCUUAUCAGUGCCACCUGGUUGCUGGGCCUGAUGGCGGUCAACAGCGAUGUCAUGACAUUCCACUACCUCUUUGCUAUCUUCAGCUGUCUGCAGGGCAUAUUCAUCUUCUUCUUCCACUGUGUUUUUAAUAAAGAUGUCCGAAAGAAUCUCAAGAAUGCCUUUAAGGGCAAGAAGGCCCUGCCGGAGGAGUCGGGCAUCACCCGCACCACCCUACUGACUCGCUCACUGAACUGCAACAACACGUACACAGAGGAGGGCGCCCUGUACCGCACGCCUAUCGGGGAGUCCACCGCAUCCCUCCAGCCCAGCGUCAGGUCAGCCAAGAGCCUGCAUGGCUACCUUGCUUAUGCGCUCAGCAGGGACGACUCGGGGCAAAAGGCCAGUGUCUCCUCUGGCACGGCCAAAGCAGCACACCCCGAUGGGGAUUCCUCCGUCUUCCACCGGAAGGGCAUCAAAGAGGAAGACUCAGACUCAGACAGCGAGCUGUCUGCAGACGAGCACAGCAGUUCCUAUGCCUCGUCUCACUCCUCUGACAGUGAAGAGGACCAGCCAGAUUCCAAAAACAAGUGGAACCCCAGCACACCCAAGAACAAUGAGCGGCAGCCACUUCACAGCACUCCCAAAGUGGAUCCUGUCGCCAAUCACGUCAAGCCGUACUGGCCGACAGAGGCGAUGACGGCCAGUGACAGCGAAGAGCUGGGAGGGGUGGAGAACCUGCGAGUGGAGACCAAGGUGAACGUGGAGCUGCACCUGGAGAACAAGCUCAACCACAUGAGAGAGCCCACGCAGGAGAAGGAGACACCCUGCACGGAGGCCAUAGCGCCCCCUAGCCAGCUGAACAGCAACCAUCACCCGGAGCAGAGGAGGGGGAUUUUGAAGAACAAGAUCAGCCACCCGCCUCCCCUGGCCGACAAGAACAUGAAGAACCGCCUGCGGGAGAAGCUCUCUGACUAUAAUCCCCCCACCAUCUCCAGCAGGCCGCCGGCGGACAUGCCUAAGGAGCACGGGAACAACCACAGCAUGAUCAUCAAGCCCCCCCAGAGGUCCGCCGUUAUCCUCAGGGAGCAGGCUAACGGCAUCGGCGUGAACCUGCAGGGCGGCACCGUCAACGGCGGAGAUGGCACUGACUCCGAUGGCAGCAAUGAGACUUCAAUCUGACUCAUGAGGAUGCCGAUGGAGGUCCUUCACCUGUGAGGGGAGGGUGGCUGGUCUGAGCCCCCCCCACCCCCACCACGACUUUGCGCAGGGACCGGUGUGCUACUCAGCUCCUGUGGAGAACAGUGUUACACAGCCAAAAAGGGAAAGACUGUGAGCGACUGGCCGUCAGACAGGCCCAUCCACUCCGUGCCAAACCUCUGCGUGGGGAGAAGAAGGCCUUACUGACUACAGCCAGCAGCCAGGAGCAUGUGCCUUGUUACACUAUACUGUCACUAGGGGGGGCUGCUUCCCACUGCUUUUCAUCACCACUUUCAAAAAGACGGCAUUGUGUUCUUUCUGCCGCCAGAGAAGAAUGCAGUCUCAACAGAAUGGCCUUUGCGUGUAAAAUUAAUUUGUAGAUACUUUUCGAAUGGUUUAUUUUGUACUUUAUUGGUUUUAUAGCACAGAUGGAGAGGAAAAUGCUAAUUUGUAAAUUGUAAUUAGUAUUUUUUUACUGAGUAUCAGCACGAGAGGAUCUGCUCUUGACUUAAACUUUACUGCUCUGUCAUGUUUAGAUUGUACAUUUGUGUCUGAUGUUACUGUGACGUGCAGCUGGGUGAAGAUCUGAAGGCUGCUUAUUCUGGGAAUGUGUGGAGAAUGUAAACUAUUAGAGAGUCAGGAGAUAUACUGAAUAUGGGUGUGGUCUACACUAGUGCCUAUUUUGUGAUGUAGGUCCACUUGCAUCAUUUAAACUGGGAAAUGCACUCAGUUCAGAUAAUGGAGGAGCUGAUCUUUAGACUACUGUGGGCAUGUGGAACAAUACGGUUAUUGAUGUCUGGCUCCAUCAGAACCAUGGAACCUCAGAUGUUCUGGAGAACCUCCGUUCUCUGUGAACUGGCCCUUUGUACAGGGUUCUGCUUCCCUCAAAGCAACACCAUCUCACAUGUGGUGGGUAAACAACAGCACAGUCGAAUCAGGCCAGCAUCCAGCUGGAGACACCAUGUUCCUGCUGCUAAGUCCAGGAAUAAUGAAAGUCUAGAAAGUGUCCCAGUAUCCAGGAAUGGGGUAACUGGAGAGUGCCACCAAGGCCCAGAAUUCACACACUGCUACGAUACGAAAAGGCUUGGAAAUAUGAGAAUCCGCCUCCUGGGUGCAUCGUUCGGACGUCAUCGCUUCAUGGAAAUGGACUUGUAAUCCAAACCACCUUCCACAUCAGGCGAGGCCUACAAUAGUGUCACAUAAACCCAUUUGUAUCACUCACUGUUGUCGUAGUAUUAUGAUAAAAAAUGUUGCCAUGGAGACGGCAUGCUGGAAGGGGGGGUGUCCCUGUUCUAUUGCCACAGAGCAAAGCUGAAGGACUCUAACUCAAAUGCACAAGCUCGGCUAUGAAUGUAGUGUAACUACUUUAACCGGUAGCUCUUGCUCUGUGGAGUGUCCACAUUGGCCGCUUGCAGGGUUGGUGCCACGCCCCUAACGCCCCCCUCAUCCAAUAAAUCUUUUUUUAUCCCCAGAAGUGACCUGAUCUCUCUGUUGUGUUUCUGAAAAGCUGGUGAUAUUUUCAUAGACACUGGAAUCCUUUUGUAACAUAAGUGUAUUUAUUUUUAUUGCUUAAGGACACUGGAAAAGAAAACAUGGUAAAAAUUAAAAUGAAGCAAAAUUUUUA